Molecule: messenger RNA, 1099 nt
Organism: Stegastes partitus (bicolor damselfish)
Lineage: Eukaryota; Metazoa; Chordata; Actinopteri; Pomacentridae
Gene: cunh12orf43
Product: chromosome unknown C12orf43 homolog
Exons: 6
Coding region: 17-781 (254 amino acids)
Biological process (GO): negative regulation of Wnt signaling pathway; Spemann organizer formation; Wnt signaling pathway
Source: RefSeq, a predicted model, not a curated record
AGCACGUGCUUCCAUCAUGGCGGCCCCCGCUAAAAAGAUGGUCGGUGCUUCGGACUCCAGCAGCAGCGACGACGAAGAACUUAGAAGAUGUCAGGAGGCAGUUUGGGAGACAAAAACUAACAGGAACAAAGAUGCAGACAGUGAUGUCAAGGAGUCAAAGCGUGUCGUUGUCGCCGACCAUGAACAUGAUGGCAACGAGCUCCAGGUCACCCAAGGAUUUCGAACACACGUUGCUAAAAAAUUAGGGCAUUUCCUUGACAGUUGCAUUGUGGAGCUGCGGCCUGAAGCUUCAUCUUGUGUGGAAUCAGCAAAAUGUAGUGAUGAUGAUGAUGAAGGAUUUCGUCUGUUUUCAACAUCAGUUCCAGGACAAAAAGCUGAAGAUGCUCCAGCUCCUGCGAGGCGUCGGCCUGUUCAGAGCUCAAGUGACAGCGACAGUGAGAUGGAAAAAAGACUGAAGGAGGCAGCGGUGUCCGUCAAAGAUCUCCUACCCUCAUCGAUGCUGCCCUCUACGCUCUCACCUCAGUCGACAGAGCUUCCCUGCUCAGAAAAAAUCAAGAAGAAGAAGAAAAAGAAGAAAGUGGCAGAGGAAGAGGAGAGCCAUGCUAUUGUGAAAAAGAAAAAGAGGGAGCAGAAUCAAGAGGGGAGUGAACAGGUGGACUCUGCUGCUAAUGCUCAAAGCAACGGUGAGCACAAGAACUCAGAGCCGGAACACACACAAGCCAAAGUAAAACGGAAAAAGAAAAAGAGGCGUGAAGGAAACACAGAGGAAGCUUUGAACUGACUGUUUUUUAUGACAAACUGUCCACUGUUUUAGAUUGUUCCAUUCUGCUGUUGUGUGUUCAGAUGUUGUUAAGAUGUGGUAUUUAAGGGGGCCACUUUCGCUCUUUCAAACAUUUGCAUGCCAUGACUCAUGGUUAUACUUGAGAUAGUCUUUACUUUGUCAUGAAAGAUACUCAGUGUGAAAAAAACAUUUAAAGCAGUUAGUUAAAAAAAAUAUUGCAGGCAACAUGCGAGUGACAAGUUUCACCUGAAUUUACUUUUCUUUUUUUUUUUAAUAUUACAAAACAUCAUUUUAAUAAAAAAUACAUUUUGGUGUUGA